Helianthus annuus (common sunflower) is the source of this 576-nucleotide messenger RNA. RefSeq lists its product as uncharacterized. The record is from RefSeq and is a predicted model, not a curated record. Lineage: Eukaryota; Viridiplantae; Streptophyta; Magnoliopsida; Asterales; Asteraceae. Bases 1 to 576 code for a protein of 191 amino acids. The transcript has a single exon.
AUGCCGGACGAUCAUUGUGGGUUUCGGUCUGUGGCUGUGGGCUUAGGGAUGGAUCAGAGUUCAUGGGGGCUUAUUAGAAGGGACCUUGUCCAAGAAAUGGAUCAGAACGAAUCGAUCUGGUUCCCAAUAUUUGAAGCAUGGGCUGAAGGUUAUUUUUACACGCAUCGUCAGGGCCUAAUUUGGGAUUCAGUGGCCGGUUGUGGGGAGAAUCACUGGAUGGACUUCCCCUUUGCAGGACUUCUUAUUGCACAAACGUACGGUAUCGGGGUGCACCUGUUAACGACAACCAUGGGUGCGAGUUCCACUUACUUCCCAAUACUAAGUCCUCCGGCUAAUCAACAACCAUUAUUCAUAACGCUUACACAUGUUAACGAGAACCACUUCAUACAUGUUAAGCUGGAAGGGGAUUAUCCUAUGCCACCAGCACACAGGCUAUGGUUGACCCACCGAAGACCCCAUACAGAACAAUGGGAAGAUAUGUACUUGCCACGUCUAGAAUGGUAUACAUCGAUAAUGAAUCCUCGGCCAAGAUCAAACCCCAGUCUUAAUUACAUAGAUAGUUAUACGGAAGAAUGA